Molecule: messenger RNA, 2446 nt
Organism: Durusdinium trenchii
Lineage: Eukaryota; Dinophyceae; Suessiales; Symbiodiniaceae
Source: the annotation of a GenBank genome assembly
GCUGCUCUGACACUUGCCACGUUGUGGUCGACCACUCCUAGUUCCUUGCCAUGGCACCGCACUUGGAGCAGCUGCAGCAUCCUCCAAUCAGUAUAGACAAGGUGCCCGAAUGGCAAGAAGAAGAGGAUUGCUGUUUCAAGCUGCCAAUACAGGACGCAGCCAGUGAGAUCUCCAAAAUGAACCUCAAGAACCCAGAGCUCAUGCGGACGACUGUUCCAUCAAAAGCUUUGCGCUUCUUCGGCCGGGCCUUGAGGGAAAAGAGCUUCGACCGUGAGAUCUAUCACUUGAGCUCAACAACCGAAAAGGUGAAUUGCUUUUGGAGCCAUUCCUGGCAUGCAACCGCUUGGACGAAGAUCUUACUCCUCUUGGUCGUGUACAAUGGUUGUGCAGCCGUGGCGGCUGGCAUGUGUGCGGCCUUAUUGGGGAUGGGUCUAUUUGCUUUAGGACUGCUCCCCGGAUAUCCAAGAGUGUUUCCAGUGGAAGGUGUAGCAUAUGAGGUUGGCCCUUGGGGGUUAGUUGCUGGAUGCCUUGGAACGCUCCUGGUGCUUUUUCUUUGGCAGCCCUCCUCAUCGCGCGUCUUCUUUGGCCGGAUUUGCAUUCAUCAGAGAGACCAAGAGCUCAAAUCCGCCGGAAUCCAGAGUAUUGGUGGGAUUAUGAAGCAUUCGGAAACUAUGCUGGUCUUGUUUGAGCCGAGCUACAUUACGAGGCUUUGGACGAUCUUUGAGAUUGCGGGCUUUCUCAAAAGUCAUGGAGAUCGUGCUGGAUUAUCUUCCUGCUUGAUCAUCCUGCCUACUUUUUUGGGUCCAACGGCGGUUGCAAUCUUUCUUUCUGCGACAAUGAUCAACAUGAGCAUUGUCCUCAACUAUGGUGGCCGGGUGCAGACGAUUCUAGCAGUGACAUUGGUGGUUCUGUGCAUUUGUGUGAUCGGCAUCCAUUGUUUGCGUGGCUAUUUCCGAUGGAUUGAUGAAUGCUGCAGUCAGCUCAAGAACUUCUCGAUGGAAAACGCCGAUUCUCACUGCUGCCGAACCAACCAUUUAAAUGAAGCGGGCAAUACGAUCAUGUGUGACAGGGAGAUCAUCACUGAAUGUAUCCGCUUGUGGUUCGGCAGCGAGGAGGCCUUUGAAUCCUGUGUGAGGUCUGAUGUGGCCACUGUUCUCAUAGAAGGAGUCUCGGAUUUGCUUGUAAUGUGUUUGAUUUGUGUCAAGCAGCGGCUGGGGAGCGGAAUGGAAGGAUUUGUGUCAAGCUACUUCUUCACUGAGAGAGUUGUUGAUUUGGUGGCUGAGUUGUUGAUUUUAAGCAUUCUCAUGGCAAGUUGGCCUCGUUGAAGCCAUCAACGAGGAAGCUUCCAGGUGUGACUUACACCUUGGACUUUUUCACCAUGGUGCAAUGUAAAUCCUAUGUAUCACUGGUAGAACGGUCAAUCGGACCCCCAAAAUGCAUCAAAAACGCCGUGGUUGUUGAGACCUCGCAAGAAUGAGACCAAAAAAUCUCCAGAAGCGAACCUUCGCACUGUCCGAAAAAGAACCUUCGCGUUCGAACGUGUUUGGAGCGACGCGAGUUCGCGUCAUUUUGGUAAACCACACAUCCGGGAAGCCGAGCGCCGUGAAUGAAAAGGAAGAAUAGGAGUGAAGGUCGAUUUGAAAUGACAAAGGCACGACUUAGAACAUGAAUCAUCGCUACGCAGCUUACGAGGAGAAGCACACGUGCAAAGGUUGGCACGCUUUGCACUAAGGUUUGCGACGGCACACGUUCACUUUCAGAUGGCUGGCGUCUAGGUUUGCCUGAGUUGUGUGUAUUUAUAUAUAUAUAUAAAUAUAUAAGAAUUUAUUAUAUAUGAUUAUGUAAUUUAUGAGUUAUGUGUGUUCAAAGAUCCGUUUGGCAGGGGAGUCGGAAUUUCAUAGAUCAGGGUUGAGAUGUUGAGCUGGUUUGGGCAAUUGCAGGAAGGAGAGUUGUAUCUAACCCAGAUUGGUUAAUAAUUGAUCAACCUCUCAUGAAACAUGCUGUUCACCUUUCAAGCUGUGCAUUUGGGGCAAAAAGUCGCCCAAAUGUCUGGCAUCCCUCGCAGCCCUCGCAUUUGGCCCUUUUCGGGACUGGCGUGAUCGAUCUCGCCGAACUCACAAAGAAGGGACUGGAAACACAUAUUUGAAGCAACCAGUAUACCCGAAUAGUGUGCUUUUUGACAACUAAAGGCUGAAGCCUGUUAAAAUCCAACAUGAAGCAAAGAUCCAAGGUGGCUGUGAGCAUGCCCACGAGUUGGGUGUGCGGAGACUUGUUGGUGGCGCGCCUCCGAGUCGGGGAGUUCUACUUCUCGGCGGUCGCAGCCAUCGUGGCUCUGGCGUGGUGGUUCGGCCUCAUCCCCUUGUGCGCCCUUUUGUGCCUCAUGGUGUCUUCGAAUCCCCGCCAGAGGAAGAAUCAAUGCAUGGACCACAUGGUCACAGUGUUGGGG